Messenger RNA from Rhagoletis pomonella (apple maggot), 8700 nucleotides. RefSeq lists its product as uncharacterized. Gene Ontology annotation, cellular component: nucleus; chromatin. The transcript has 3 exons. NCBI's taxonomy places the organism in Eukaryota, Metazoa, Arthropoda, Insecta, Diptera, Tephritidae. Gene Ontology annotation, biological process: regulation of gene expression; chromatin remodeling. Gene Ontology annotation, molecular function: histone binding; ATP binding; chromatin binding. The coding region runs from base 1 to 8685 and encodes 2894 amino acids. The record is from RefSeq and is a predicted model, not a curated record.
AUGAAGUUCUAUGCACACAGUGUCGCUUACGAUAAGAGCGUAGGUACGCAAAACUAUCGUCAGCACAUGCCCUCCUACGGCCAACAGGAUCAACAGAAGCUGUCUUAUGCUUCCCAGCAAAUGGGAAUCGGUAGUUUGCUGCAGCAACCCGGCACAAGUGUUGGUUCUGCAGGUUACGGCACUUUGACACAAGCUCAGCAACCGCAGCAACAACAGGCUACUACAUCGCAGCAGCAGCAGCAACCGAAUCAGCAAACUCGGCUGCCGCAACACUAUCCUCAGGCUCCGACUCAGCAUCCACUAUAUCCAGUUGUACCGACUUCUACCGGCCAGACAGGCUCGUCUGUUUCCGUACCAGGUGGUCCCCAAGCCUAUACGCAUAGUCCAUAUGGAAAUUCCAUGCAGCACCAGUCAGGUCGUGCUGUUCAGCAUAUUCCAUACGGACACUUGGAUCAGACAAAUCAGUACGGCCAACAUGUCCCAACGUCUGCUGCACCGACCAGCGUACCAACGCAUCACUUAACUGCGCAGCAGCAGCAGGCUGGGCAGUUAGGCGUGCAUAUGGGUCCGGGCAGUCAACAGCAACAGCAGCAGCCUUCCACAGGCUUACCACAUAGCAGCAACAAUGUUGUAAGCCAGCCAUCUUUACCCUCCAGCCUGGGCGCGGCUCAGCAGCAGCAGUCCACUACGCAUAUUAUGCAGAACCAACAACAGCCGCAACAGAUCCAACAGCAGUCUCAGCAACAACAGCAACCAAAUCAUGUUGGUCUAAUACAACCACCAAGCCAGCAUCAGCAAUUGCCGGGGGCUGUGUUACCACCACCGCACACCUUAGGGGUGCCACCAAGCUAUAGUAGUCAUCAUCAGCAACAGCAGCAGCAGCAACAACAGAAUCAACAGCAGCCAAACAAUGUACAAGGCGUACAAUCAGCAGCAGCUUCGUACUUAUCCUCACCAAAACAUCAGACCACUUCAUCACAAUUAUCAUCAUCGCCGCAGUACCGUGCUCCAUUUCCGCAGCUUUCGCCACAAAUGUCACCUAUACCAAUAACAAUGUCACCACAUCCACAAAUGUCGCCGCGGCCUGGCAUCUCGCCGGCAAAGCCACCGCCACAGCCGCAAGCGCAAGCUCAACAACAAGUGAAUCCACCAAGCCAGCAACAAUCGACUCAUCACAGCAUAUCGGGUAUGGUUGGCCUUACUUCGCCACGUCCACAAGUACCAAAUACAGGAUCACCAAGCUCAAAAGCUGGCGGUGGUCCGCCAGUAGUCAACACACUGCAGGCACUCGAACAGAUGGUUAUGCCACCGCAGGGCGUUAUGGCCGGUCCUGGGGGUGUACCAAUGGACUAUCCGUCGGCGUAUCGCCAGACACCUAGUCACGCCGCGAUGUCACCGAUGGGACCACGCAUGCCGGUUUCACCUCAGCAUCACCUGCAAUGGAGUCCUCACUUGAGCUUGCCUCAGUCACAAAACCCCACUCCCCUCAGUGUAAGUAGUGUCAUGAGUUCACAGCCGCAGUUACAGCACCAACAACAACAAAUGAAUUUGUACGCACAGGUACAAGGGAUGACUCACCAACAGCAAGCAGCUGGACACCCAUCGCCUAUCGGAGCGCCUCAACAGCAACCACCUCCACCACAACAGCAAACGCCAGUGCCACAACCACAAUCACAGCAUCAGCAAUUGAACGAUCAAUUGCAACAUUCCAUUAAUGACAUUGUAGGUGGUGGCCAACAGCAACAGCAUCAUCAACAACAACAAUUGCCAGCAAUGUCACCGAUAAAUACACAACAACAGCAGCACCAACAGGCGCCACCAUCUUCGCAUCAGCAGAAUCAGCCACAGCAACUGCACCAUCAACCACCUGGUUUGCCGAACGUCCACCAUAUGGGUCACCAUCAGUUGCCGCCCUCUACCGAUCAUACAACUGCCUCGCUUAUGAGCAGAAACACACCAACCCAUGAUCCUACAGUUGGCGUUGUACCGACUUCGCAAGCGCACCAACCAUCUCAUGUCCAGUCACAGCUACAACAGCAACCUUCACCCCAUCAACAACAACAGUCGCCCCUUCAACAACAACAGUCGCCCCUUCAACAGUCCAUGCUCCAACAGCAAUCACCGAGACGUCACCAACAAUUGUCACCACACAAUCCACCCACUCAGCAGCAACAAUUGCAUCAACCAUAUCCACAACAACACGGCCAACAAUUGCUCGGAGAUCCGUUUGCUGCAAUGCUAACGGCUACACAAGAUCCUUCGACAGGUCUGCAGCCAGGUAUACAACAACAGACUUCGCAAUUGGAGUCACAAUCCUCGCUAACACAGACGCCACAACCACAGUCACAGUCACAACAACAAUCUUUAAUCCUGCAGCAGCAGACAGCGCAGUUGCAGCAGCGUGAUCUACAACAACCAUCAUCGCAAUCGGUUAUGUCACCUGCACAUGUUUCGCCACCAUUAGCUUCUACUCCGAAUGUUGUCGCACAACAACCGCAGCAUCAGUCACUGUCGAUCCAGGAGCAGCAGCCGCCACAGCAGCCGCCACAGCAGCCACCAACGCCGACAUCAACGCCGACAUCUACUCCUUCACAUCAUUUGACAAGCAUUCUUAACGAGACAGCAAAUUCAAACGACUCUUCUACGUUGGCCGUAGCAGCAAAUGACAGUAAUAACAGCAAUAACAGCAGUAGUAAUAGCUCCACCAACAGUAUCGUUAACAACCAGCCAACCUCUGUUCAUGAUAGCAAUUCACAGAGCUCGAUAAACAGCAGUAAUCAUCAGCAGCAAUCAUUGUCAGGCAUCGACAGUAUCGGUAAUGCGGUGCUGAACAACAAUUCGAAUUCAGCAACAACAGGACACGGCGGGUUGCUAGACAGCGCCGGAGCUAAUCUUUUCGACAAUACUUCAAUGUCGUCAACAAGUGCUGCUAUAGCAGCGGCGUCCUCUGCCGCAUCGGCAGCCGCAGCAAUGUUAGACAGCAAUUCACAAUCUUCAUUCAUUAGCGCCGCUGCGUGUGUUAAUGAUUUCGAUCGCUCCAGUAAGUUGCAGCAACAGACUCCAGAAAAUAAAAGUAACUUGGGAGAUACACCACCGGAACAGCGAGCAGUUGAGAUUGCAUCCACAGAACAUUCAAUAGACAACGCGUUCAAAGGAAAUGACCCAGCCGACGAAGUUAUGAAGCCAAUCGCUGAAGAAACAGUAGAUGGUAAAACUAGCACUUCACCUGCCGGAAUGCUCGAAGAAACUACUAAGCCGGCGGAUACCACUUCAUCAGAUACGAUUCUGGAGCAAGCAAAGUGUUCCGAGGAGACUCUGUCUGCCACAGAAAGUGAGUCGCAACAAAUGAUCCCCUUGCCACAGCAAACUCAUUUGCAACCCCAACAACACUCGGUGCCAACAACUCUUGUCGAUUCCGUGGCUCAGAUGGCUGUUGGACAGAACGUUACGACAGCGACAUCUAAUGCCCCGCCACAAUCCCAGACACAUAUUACACCGAUGUUACCACCAAAUUUGUUGCCACACCAUCCCAUGGCUAACACACCGGGUAUGACAGCUAUGGGUUAUGAUGGAACUCCACAAAUGAUGUUGCCACCAUAUGCUCAACAUGUCCCGCCGGCUAGCCAUAUGUACCCCCCGUAUCCAAUGGUGCAUCAACAGGAAAUUGCCGCUCUACAGCAGCAACUCCAAGAAAUGUACUGCAUGCCGCCGACGGGGCCCGAUCACCAAGAGAAAAUUGUGCGUCUGCAAGAUCGCUUGAAUAUGCUGCAGCAACAUGAAGUGAAUGACCAAUGCGCAGGCAAUGGUCCGCAAUGCAUACUGUACCAGAGUGGUGGUAUGCCUCCUAUAUAUGGCAGCAGUGUGCUUCACAGCCAAAUGAUGGUGGAGAGUCCGCAGGUGUCGAGCACCACCGGGCGCGGUCGCGGAAAGGGCACAACUAAACCACGUAAGCCACGUGCUAAGAAAGGCGAGAAAGCUGCUGCGCAACAAGCACAACAGCCUUCCAGCGAUAUUAUGGACAUAAGUUGCAAUAUUGUGCCCUCACAUGCGAUUCCAACUACACAUUUGCCGGUUUCCGAGGACUGUGUAACACAAGGAGCUGGCGACAAGUCGGUAGUAGGAACCUUAGAGUAUAAUGAAGGAAGUGGGGAUCACUCGCAAGAUAUUGUGCACUCGGCUAAUGACUUAGAUACAUCUACAGACGAUGCGGGCAAGAAAAAAAAACCGCGUAAGCCACGUGCACCCAAAGAUCCAAAUAAACCACCGCGUGAUCGCACUCCUAAGGCAAAAAAGGUAAAAGACGGUGAGCAAAACUGUAGUGAGUCGCUUGCUUCAAUACGUCGGCGAAAUGGUGCCAAAAAGAAGAAGAAUGGCGAAGAGGAAGAAAAGGCUGCUGAUGGUAGUGAAGCCGAGGACAACAAACCACUUUCGGUUUGUAAGUCAAAUGCUGCAGAGUUAGGUGGUAAUGCAACGAGCGAUAAUAGCGAAAGCCCGAUUAAACCUGAAACUACAACAUCUGACGAACCUGGUACUGAAAUCAAAUCUACUAACAUUGACGGGGAAGCACCUGAUUACGAUGAUAUACCAGUUUCAAAAAUACCUACAACGCGCGCGAACGUGGAUGACGAAAAGUCUACAGAAGCUGGUGAUGACACUGUUGACUCAGUACCCGAUUCUGCAGGCGAUGCCACGACGACACCUAGUCGACGAAGCAAGAAACGUUCCGGCGGCCGCAAUCGUGGCAAUAAUAGUGAUGAUGCCACCUAUACAACACGCCGCAGAUGCACGCUUUCUGCACGUGCACUUAAGAAGCGCCGUAAUCGCGGACGUAUUGUACCCGAAUCAGAUGGGGAAGACGACACAUUGGCUAGCACGCCACCACCAUCACCGCCACCUGACUCUGAAACGGAUAAAAAUAAGCGACGCUCGUCCCGAAAUACUCAACGUAAGAAAUACAUUGAUGAUGUGAUGCUGCGUUUCUCAGAUGAUGACUCGUCCUUAAUGGCGUCUCCGGUCAAGAAAGAAAAGAAGGGAUCGGCUGCGGUAGCAAUAGCGGCCGCGGCAGCCGCGGCACCACAGAGUUGUGAUGCAGAAAAGGCGGAUGCAAGUGCAGCAAGCUCAGGGGCCGAAGGUGAGACUGGUGGUUCCUAUGAUAAGCCCACAGCAUGUGAAGCUGAAGACGGUACCGCAACGGAGGCGAGUUCAAGCACAGCCACUGAAAAGGAUAAAUCAUUGCUGGAAGCCCCGCCACCGAUAUCUUCUAAACCCAACUACGUAUAUAUUAAUACAGGCGACGAGGACAGCAUGGUGGUACAAUAUGUUUUGGCCGUUCGUAUGGGCAGACGAGAGUUGAUACCGGAUCCGCCUCCUGCUCCACCCAAAAAACACGAAAGGGAGAAUAAGGAAAACGAAGAUAAUGUACACAAAAGUGACGAAAAGUCAGAAGUGGCUCAUAAAAAAAGAGCAACGGAAGAAAUAGUAGAAGAUAAAAAGGAUUGUACUGAAGAAAAGGAAAUUGGGGUGGAUGAAGCGGAGAAGGAAAGUGAAAUAACUGGGGGUAUUCAAGAAAAUGUGGCUCAUGAAAAGGAGCCUGUGAAAAUGGAUGCAGAUAAGAAUGAGCAAACCAAGUCCGUUGUCAAAUUUAACGACGACGCACAAAAAUCAAAUGAACAUGAGAAUGUGGACUCAAAAAAUCAGUCUGAAGAAAAUUUGCCUUCUAAUGGCGUAGAAAGCAAAGGCAAUGGCAAUGAAAAUAUCAGUGAUUCCCUCAAAAUCACUGUCAUAAAUAAAAGCGAUGAUAGUAAAAUUGUCGAUUUGACAGAAACACAAAGUGAUAAAGUAGUAAAAAAUGAAAAGGAUAAUAUUGGGGAAGUGCGGAACAUGGAUGUUGAUGUGGAAUCUAAGGCUGAAGCGGAUGAACUUGCCGUUAAGGUUUCAGAAGACAACAGAAUAUAUCCAAUAGAUGGGGUUAGAGUUUCUGUAUCUGAAAAGAACACUACCAUUAAUGAAGAAAAAGUUGAAGGCGAUAAUAAGGAUAGAAAGGAAGACAGCAAAGUUAAAAGCUAUAACCAGAAUAAUAAUGAAAAAAAAGACAAAAACAGUAAUGACGUUGAUUCCAGCUUCACGAAACCGGAGCCUGUAUACAUCGACGUGGAAGAAUUUUUCGUAAAAUAUCGUAACUUCUCUUACCUUCACUGUGAGUGGCGCACCGAAGAGGAACUUUUUAAAGGAGACCGCCGAGUGACUGCAAAAAUUCGCCGUUUCCAGCAGAAACAAGCACAGCAAAUAAAUAUCUUUGAUAGCAUCGAGGAAGAACCUUUCAAUCCCGAUUUCGUAGAAGUCGAUCGCGUUCUGGAUAUGUCUGUACACACAGAUGAAAACACGCGAGAAAUCACAAAACAUUACCUAGUGAAGUGGAAAUCUUUACCCUACGAAGACUGCACGUGGGAGCUGGAGGAGGACGUAGAUGCAGAUAAAAUUGAGCAGUAUAUGCGUUUUAAUAAAUUACCGCUUCGUGCUGAAUGGAAAAAUAAAAAGCGACCACAUCCUGAGCAAUGGAAGAAGCUUGAAAACACGCCACUUUAUAAAGGCGGCAACACGCUGCGCCCGUACCAACUAGAGGGCUUGAAUUGGCUUAAGUUUUCGUGGUAUAACUCUCACAAUUGUAUAUUAGCUGAUGAGAUGGGUUUAGGAAAAACUAUACAAAGUUUAACAUUCGUUCAUUCGGUGUAUGAGUAUGGCAUUCGUGGGCCCUUCCUCGUGAUUGCACCGUUAUCAACAAUACCAAAUUGGCAGCGCGAGUUUGAAAGUUGGACAAAUAUGAACGUCGUCGUAUACCACGGAUCGGUAACGAGUAAACAAAUGAUACAGGACUAUGAAUUCUACUAUAAAACUGAAAGUGGCAAAGUACUUAAAGAACCAGUAAAAUUCAACGUACUGAUAACGACAUUCGAAAUGAUUGUGACUGAUCACAUGGAUCUGAAGUCAUUCAAUUGGCGUUUAUGCGUCAUCGAUGAGGCCCAUCGUUUAAAGAAUCGAAAUUGUAAAUUGCUGGAAGGCCUGAGGCAAUUGAAUUUAGAGCAUCGUGUGCUGCUCUCCGGCACACCAUUGCAAAAUAACAUCAGUGAAUUGUUUUCGCUAUUGAACUUCCUGGAACCGAAUCAGUUUUCUUGCCCCGAGGAGUUUAUGUCGGAAUUCGGAAGUUUGCGGACCGAAGAGGAAGUUAAUAAACUGCAGGCUUUGUUGAAACCAAUGAUGUUGCGUCGUCUCAAGGACGAUGUAGAGAAAUCGCUUGCUCCAAAGGAGGAAACUAUCAUUGAGGUAGAACUGACGAAUAUACAAAAGAAAUACUAUCGGGGUAUUUUGGAGCAGAACUUUUCUUUCCUGAAGAAAGGUACAACUUCGGCUAACAUACCCAAUCUAAUGAACACAAUGAUGGAACUGCGUAAAUGCUGCAUACAUCCGUAUUUGUUGAAUGGGGCCGAAGAGCAAAUACAAUAUGACUUUCGUGUGCAACAUGGCGAUGAUCCCGAAUCGUAUUAUAAAAAUCUUAUACAAUCAGCUGGUAAAAUGGUGUUGAUUGACAAACUACUGCCAAAACUUAAAGCGAAUGGUCAUCGCGUGCUGAUUUUUAGUCAGAUGGUUCGUUGCCUCGACAUCUUGGAAGACUAUUUAAUGUACAGAAAAUAUCCCUUUGAACGGAUCGAUGGCCGCAUUCGUGGAAAUUUACGUCAGGAAGCUAUCGAUCGCUAUUCCAAGCCCGGUUCGGAUCGAUUUGUUUUCUUGUUGUGUACCAAAGCUGGUGGUUUGGGCAUCAACUUGACUGCAGCAGAUACAGUUAUAAUUUAUGAUUCCGACUGGAAUCCACAGAACGAUUUGCAAGCACAGGCACGUUGCCAUCGUAUCGGCCAGAGAAAAAUGGUGAAGAUUUAUCGCUUGCUUUGCCGAAACACAUACGAACGAGAAAUGUUUGAUAAGGCUUCACUUAAACUAGGCUUGGACAAGGCAGUGUUGCAGUCAAUGAAUACACACAACUCAAAGGACGGUAGUAAUCGUCAGCUUUCGAAGAAAGAAAUCGAAGAUUUGCUGCGAAAGGGUGCAUAUGGUGCUGUGAUGGACGACGAUAACGCCGGAGAUAAGUUCUGUGAAGAAGACAUCGAUUCGAUUUUAAAGCGACGCACACAGGUCAUUACUAUGGAGUCUGAAAGGGGAUCAACUUUCUCAAAAGCAUCAUUUGCUGCUUCGGGUAAUCGGUCGGACAUUAAAAUUGACGAUCCCGAUUUCUGGACAAAGUGGGCCAAAAAAGCGGAUAUUGAUCCGGAUGCUUGUGAGCGUGACGAAACGGAAGAUCUUGUGUUGUCUGAACCUAGAAGGCGCACACAAAUUAAACGCUAUGGACACGAGGAUGUUAUGGAAAUAAAUUCUGAUGACUCAUCCAAUGAGAACAGCGACGAAGAGGGUGGCAUAAGUUUGCGAUCAAGGCGCCGCAAAGAAAAAAGAAUGCGUGAGAGAGAACGUGAGAAGAAAACUAGCAUUAAUGAUGAGUACAUACCAAGGGAGCGUGAUGCUUUGGCUUCGCUUGGGUUGGAUGAAAUACAGUACGGAAAUUGGGCAAAGUCUGAGUGCUUUAAGGUCGAGAAGGGUCUAUUGUCUUUCGGGUACGUACACAUGAAUUUUCCUAUAUAGUACAUAUAAUCAUGA